CUGGAAUAUGAAAAUGGAGAUAUUUACAUAGGUACCUCAAAAAAUAAAAAAAGAAAUGGCUUUGGCUACUACCUAUAUGUUAAUAUGAACACCAUAUAUCAAGGACAAUGGAACAAUAAUACCAAAAAUGGGUAUGGGACGUUAUAUAAUCAAAAAGAAGUUAUAUACUCAGGUGAAUGGUUAAAUAACAUUCCUCAUGGUUUUGGUUGUAAUCAGAAAGAUGGGCAAUUAUAUAUGGGUUGUUAUAAAUAUGGAUUUAUGAAUGGUGUUGGUAUAUUAAGAAAAAAGAGGAGUUUGAAUUUUUGUUUGUUUGAAUGGAAUAAGAAAAAAUGUAUGAUAAGAAUUUUUAAAUAUAUGGAUAUAUAUUUAUAUAUAUAUAAUAACGAUGAAAAAAUAUUAUAUAAAGAAAAAAUGGAUGAUAUAUUUCCAUUUUAUAUUGAUAAAAAUUUAUGUAGGAAUAUACAUGAGCAGGUAUUUGAUAAAUUAUUUGGCAUGUCUGAUGAAUUGACAAGUCAUCUGUUUCAAUCGAUGAAUAAGAAAAAAAAUAAGAUUAAGGAGUGUGUGAAUUCUCAAGGGAUAUUACAAUAUAUUAAUUAUGAUGACCAUUUGAAUUUUCUAAAGGAUAUAAUAAAUAAAACGGAUAUAUUAAAUUUGAGAAUUAAUGAUAAUAAAAUAAAUGAUAAUAAUAAUAAUAAAAAUAAUAUAUAUGAUGAUAAUGAUAAUAAUAAUAAUAAUAAUAAUAAUAAUAAUAUUUAUGAUGAUGGUAAUAAUAACUAUGAAUUUCAUUUUUUUGAUAAAUCCUCAAAAAAUACAAGUAAUAUGAACAAAGUAGAGAAUGAUAAAAAAAAAACACAAUCGGAUUCUUCUUCUUCUUCUUAUAAUCAAACCAACAAUUUUAGUUAUAUGUCUUAUUCAAAAGAAAGAUUAUAUCCAUAUGAUAUAACAAAAAAUAAAAGACUGUUCAAUGAUAUGUUUUUAUUUUAUCAUACAGAUUCUUGUAUGAGUGACUUUUGCAUACAAAGGGGUGACGAAAGUGAGAGUAAUAUGCAUAAACAUGAAAUAAAAAAAAUGAAAAAAAUGAAGAAUAAAAUAAAAAUUGAAUUACCAACAAAAGUUGUGCAAGACGAAAUAAUAAAAGAAGACAAUUGUGAUAUAUAUCAAAAAUAUAAAAAAUGUGAUAUAAAUCAAAAAACUCAAAAUGAUAUAUUUCAUUUUGAAAUGUAUGAACAAUUAGCCCAUUCACAAAGAAACAGAAAGAAAAAAAAAAAAGAAGAAUAUUAUAAAUUAUUUAUUUCAAAUUAUAAUAUAAACAUAUCCGAUUCUAACAAUUUACAAUUAAUUAAUCACAAAACAGAACAUAAUAAUAAUAAUAAUAAUAUUGUAAGAAUAAACCAUGGGAUAUAUUCAAAAGAUUAUUUGUUCUUUUAUGAAAAUCUAUUUAUUUAUUUAAAAGAAUUAAAUAAAAAAAAAAAAAUAGAAAAUAUUUACCAAUGGGAAAAAGACCAUAUUUUAAUUUUAUUAUAUUUAUUUAAAUUGAAUAGAUAUAUUAAAUCUUUUUCAUCUAAUAAAAUUAAAGGGCUUCAUUUUUUUUUUAUUUUAAAUACUAAGGUUUUAAAAGAAUUAGGAAUAAAUAAUAAAGAACACAUAUUUUUUCUUAUGAAUAUAAUUAAUACGUUUAAUAAUAUUCAUAAUAUUUAUUUAAAAGUAUUAAAAAAAUAUAUUCUUAUACACAAUGAUUACAAGUCUUCAUAUACACAGCAUUCUAUAAAUAAAAAGGAAGUUUUUAUAAUAAAAAAAUUUGAUAAGAGUAUACCCCCAAAUCAUUUUUUAUGUUAUUAUAAAAAUUCACGUGUAUAUUUGAAAGGUUUUACACAAAAAAAAGAAAAAUAUAUAUAUAAACCAAGUGAAAAAAAUGAAAAAAAAAUAUUACGAAGUAUAAAUGACACGUCGGAAAAAAGUAUUGAAAAAAAAAGUGAUGAGAAUAUGCAACAUAUAAAUAUAAAUGAUGAAUGUAAAAAUGAAGUACCUGAUCAUAAUGCACAUAUAAAUAUUUCUAUAAAGGUACAAAGUAAUAAGUAUGACAAAUAUGAUAAAAAUAACAAUGAUUAUAAUAAAAAUAAUAAUACAGACGAAAAAAGGACCUUUCCAAAUUUCAAGAACAAUCUGUUCAAUGCUGCUCAUAGGUUAUUACAUAACGAAUCAAUAAAUGAAACAUUAUUUAAUAAUCUGAAAAAUAUUAAAAAGAAUUUACUCAAAUUAGAAGAGCAACAUGAUGAAUAUACAAAUGAUGAAAAAAAUUUAGGAGACUAUGAAAAUAUGACAAAUAAGUCUUUAUCAUAUCAUGAUAAAAAAAUAAUUGAGAACAAUAAAAUAUAUCCUCCACAUAAUAAAACAAAGGAACAAAUUAAUAAUAAUAAUAAUAAUAAUAAUAAUAAUAGUAAUAUGAUUAUUAAUACAAAGGAAUAUAAAAAAAAAAAAAAAAAAAAAUAUAUAUAUAUACAUAAUAAUCCUACCAAUUAUAAAAAGACAUGUAAUAAUAAAAAAAAUAAUAUAAUUGAUAAAUCAAUAAAAAAAAUUGAAUACAUAAAGGAAUAUUUAAUAGUAUCUAAUUUAAGACAUCCAAGUAUAUUACAAUGUAUAGGAAAUAUAUUCAUUGAUAACAAGGACGAAUGUGGUAUUGUUUUUGAAUAUAUAAAAGGGCAAACUUUAUAUGAUCUUAUAUAUAAAAAGGGAUCUAAUAAAAAUGAUAUAAAUGAUAAGAUAAAUAACAAUCAACAUGAUAAUAAUGACAAUAAUAACAAUAAUAGUGACAAUAAUAACAAUAAUAGUGACAAUAAUAACAAUAAUAGUGACAAUAAUAAUAUUAAUAGCACGAACCAUAUACAUAAUAACACUUUUAAAUUUAAAGAAAUUAUAAAAUUAUUGUUCGAAAUUUCAUCGUGCUUAUAUUAUAUACAUAAAAAAAAUGUUUGUCAUGGAAAUAUGAACAGUAAAAAUAUAAUGAUAACAAAAAAAGGAGAUAUAAAAAUAUAUAAUUUUGAAUGUUCAUUUAUUGAAAGUUUUUAUGAUUAUAAAAUGAAAAAAAAUAAAGAACCGAAUAGAAAAAAUAAAAAUGAUUAUGAUAUUUAUAAUAAUAUAUCUUUGAAUGAAAAAAUGUUUUUACCAUUCCCUUAUUUUACUACAAUUAAUAAUAUAAAAAAUAAUAACAUAUCAAACUUAUUGUCAUUUAGCAACAAUCAUUUAUAUUAUUAUUAUAUAAAUAAAAAAAAUGAUGAAUAUUAUUAUAUAGCACCUGAAGUUUUAAGACAAGAAGAAUAUACAAAAAAAAGUGAUAUCUAUUCCUUUGGUGUUAUUAUGUAUGAAAUUAUUUUUGAGAAAAUACCUUUUAAAAAUGACCCAUCUCCUUUCUUUUUUUCAAUACAAACAUGUUAUCAUCCAAGAUAUAUUAACAUUGAUAGAGAUAAAUUGAAUUCUAUAUGUGAGAAUAAUAUAUUCUCUUCUCUUUAUCAUUCUCUUUUUAUGAAUAUUAUAUUUUUAAUAAAACAGUGUUUACAUCCAUGUCCUACCACUCGACCUACUGCAAAAUAUUUAAGUCAUCAAUUUGAGCAAAUGCUAGAAAUAAUUAACUGUUAUAAAAUAAUAUAA
Molecule: messenger RNA, 3645 nt
Organism: Plasmodium gaboni
Lineage: Eukaryota; Apicomplexa; Aconoidasida; Haemosporida; Plasmodiidae
Product: putative protein kinase
Exons: 3
Biological process (GO): mitotic cell cycle; regulation of cytokinesis; protein phosphorylation
Cellular component (GO): spindle pole; cytoplasm; centrosome
Molecular function (GO): protein kinase activity; ATP binding
Source: RefSeq, a predicted model, not a curated record